AUGGUCUUGAGGGCAUCUCCUGACAGUUCAUUUCAGCGCCCCGUGGAGUACGGAGAGAGAGAUGUGAUGGAGAUAGGAAAACGGCAGGUUGAACCGGUUUCCGCGGCGGCUGCAUGGAGUCGGAAUCAUGCUAACGAUCCCAAACAACAUUAUGGGAAUGAUGAUGAUGAUGAAAUGGAAAAGGCUUUAGUUCAGCUUCGGUGGUUGGACAAGUCGAACAUAGCACCAGAAAUGGAAGAGGCCGAUAUUGGAUUCCGAUCCUCUUAUGUCGCCGAUGUCGAUCCACCCCUCGUUUUGGUCACUUGUUCCUCUUCCCGUCGCCCGCAAGAGGAAGGCACGCAUUGCACUAACAAUUAA
This is a messenger RNA of Neurospora tetrasperma FGSC 2508, 357 nucleotides long. RefSeq lists its product as uncharacterized. The record is from RefSeq and is a predicted model, not a curated record. The coding region runs from base 1 to 357 and encodes 118 amino acids. Lineage: Eukaryota; Fungi; Ascomycota; Sordariomycetes; Sordariales; Sordariaceae. The transcript is spliced from 3 exons.